Labrus mixtus (cuckoo wrasse) is the source of this 4593-nucleotide messenger RNA. RefSeq names its product V-set and transmembrane domain containing 4b (gene vstm4b). The coding region runs from base 154 to 1125 and encodes 323 amino acids. NCBI's taxonomy places the organism in Eukaryota, Metazoa, Chordata, Actinopteri, Labriformes, Labridae. The transcript has 8 exons. The record is from RefSeq and is a predicted model, not a curated record.
AACAGAGCAACCAAUGUUUCAUAUUACACUUGGCUGGGGGAAAAAAAGAGAAGAAGAAGAAGAAGAAGUAGAAGAAGAGUGGGAGGGGAACCUGGGGUUUCUUUCCUUCAGCAGCAUUUAACUGGGAGUUUAUGGAGGCUGCAGCCGUGGAAAAUGAAGAUCUCCUCUGUGGUCUUCGCUCUCCUGACUCGAGCACUGCUUGGAGAUUUGUGUUUGGCCAUUAACGUCACCAUCACCCCCUCUCCCUUCACGGUAGCCCAGGAGGGUGAAAAUAUCACGCUGUCCUGUGUCGUGUCCCAGCGGCGCCGAAAUGCUGCUCUUCCUGUGGUUAAAUGGACCUUCCUGCCCGCCGGCACAGACCGGCCUGAGGACGAACUUCUCAUUGCCCGGGUCAACAUGAGGAAGGCCCGUUUCUAUGGCAACUACACUAAGAGCUUCCCGUGGCCCAAACUUAAACUGACAGUGGUGAAGCAGGGGAAGAUCUUUGACCUUGUUAUCUUAAAUGUGUCUGAGGGGGACCGGGGGCUCUACAUUUGCCGGGUGCAGGAGUUUAAAAAGCACCAGGACCGCUGGAAGGCCUCUUCAAACUGCACCGCCGCCACUGAGCUCAGAGUGCACGUCCUACCAUCCACCAAGGCCAAAGAAAGCCUGUGGAGCUUGUUUGAAGAUGUGUACCUGUGUGCAGUGCUGAUCUGUUCAGUGGGUCUGCUGUGUAUGUGCAUGUUUACGGUGACAGUAACCUGCCAGUACAUACAGAGGAAGCAGAGGUUAAAAGACAAUUAUCACUUGGUCAAAAGCCCCCAGAACAGCUCAGGGGAGACUGUCACAAGCUUAGUCAAUAUGUCUCCUGCCCUGCCUAAGAAAGAAAGGAGGUACAGGAAGAAACGGAGCAGAGACUACCAAGAGGAGAUACCACCAGAGAUACCAGCAAAAGCUCCGAUUGGAGAGAAAACACGGAAACCCAAACUUUUAAAACCACAACCGAGGAAAGUUGUGUUGCCGAAGAUUGUGGAGGAGAAUCUGACCUACGCCGAGCUGGAUCUGGUGAGGCCAAUUCCAGAAACCAAGGCAUCAUGUAGCGGCACUGUGUAUGCUCAGAUACUGUUCGAGGAGCAGCCGCUAUGAAAGGAACAAACACACCACUAGAAACUGUGCCUUGUGUAAAACAGUACUGUCUAUUUAUAGUCUGUGUCAUUUUGUAUUCAAAUAGUUUGUGAAUAGCAAAAUAUGUAUUGUCUUACAGUUAUGAAAGCAUAUGAUUUGAUGUUUUUUAUACCUACCUUCAAUAUGACCAAGGUGCAAAAGGAGAUAUUUUGUAUACUAGAGUAUUUCUCUUUUUUAACCAUGUUGAAAUCCUGUGUAGCUUCAACUUGGAAUGAAAUAGGAGUCAACAGAGCUGAUCUAAACUAUGUUAGUCCGUCAUAGUAGGAGGGGAGAUGUGAGAUUUGAUUAUUCAAUUAAUCUGAGCCUUCUCCUCUGAUCCAGUGAACAGUUUUCAUCCAAUAUUUGCAACUCCAUUCCAGCAGACUCAAUCUCUGUGGUUCAUGUUCAUAUCACCUAUUUAGAGUCAAGUGUACCCAUAUCUAAGGUGAGGUCAGAUUUGCUACCAUCUUAAGAGAAAAAUACUGCUUUGAGUUCCGGGUUUAUUCAAAAGCACAAGUUACCAAUUUUUCAUGGAUGCGUAUUUUCAUUCCUGACUUAAAGAAACUGUUCCUUGUCUUCCCUCUCGUUUGUGCGUUAGGUAUGGAGCUUUAAGACGGAGCGGAUUAGCCAAUUUAUCAGAAACAAUGGAAGAACAAGAUAGCAUGGUUCUAGCUAGCUAGCUUGUUUGCAAACCAGCGAGGGGAAGGUAUUUUGGUAGAAUGACAAAUGGCAAUUUUUUAGCCAUAAAAUAAAACAUCACAUUCAGUGGCGGUUCUAGACCACUUUUACUGAGGGGGCCAGGCUGGGGCCAGUUGUUUUGUCAGAGGGGAACAUUAAACCACCAUUAAACCACCAAUGAUCACAUUAAAAUGUUGUUUUGUACGUAAUCGUACGUGAAUGAAAAAAACAAAAACAGUUAGAACAUGCAAGUAAGGACGCUUGUGGAUUUAUUUAUUUUUAAUAUUGGAGAAACCAUUCUAGCUAGAAAUUUCUCAGAUUCUUCCAGGAUAAGCUAACAGCCUCUGAGCUUUAGCUUUAAACCUGCUCUAUUUUCAGACAGCAUGUCAUUGGGAAUGGUUUUAAUUUUCUCCAAAUUUAGGGGGAAAAAAAAUUCUGGACUGUGGCAUUUUAGUAAAUUAAAAAAAUCAAAGCCUGUUUGGAUGACGGGGAGGGGGGGGCAGUAAUGUGGGGCAUUCUAUGAGAUCUUUGAAGUUCCUUGAGCGACUAGAAAAACCAUUUUAGAGAAUCAGCUUCAUGAAGGCGAGACAAACUAAAUGAAAGUCUUCCGUUCUAAUGGGUGUAGAUCAUCACAAUUUCAAAGUCAGAUUUACUCCUGGCAUGUUCCCAGCAUUAUCUGCCUGACGACAUCUGCGUCCAGUUUGUUUUGAUGUGACACUUCAUAAUGACCACAACUCCACAGAGCUGAUAUUAAGGUAGCGAUUAGCCCCUCGACCUUCCCCCACAGGCAAGUAUGCGAGACCUUUCAUCUGGUGCCAACAUCAACUUAACAGGCUGUUAGCGCCACACACAAACACAAACAUACACAUGAGGGUGGAGUUACAUGUAGGGUAAACACUCUUCUAAGUUUAAACACAUAAAGGCACAUCCACUGUUGUGACACCUACACCGUAAAAGCUGUUUGGACCUUUUCACCUUAAUAUAAGGAUUGUGGUGAUUUCGUAGUUUAAGAUAAGAUCAGCUGAAGUCCCACAUGCUUUCUCACUUUCCAUGAGUCCCAGUGUGAAAGUGCUUAGGCCUCUUUUUCCAUUCAGUGAUCCUCUGGAUUCAGGCAUGGAAAAGCAAAGCAGAGUUUUUAUAAAACAGUGAACUUGAAACCCAGACAAAAAGGCACCGGAUCCCUCCCUUCCCACAGACUCCCAAUAUCUCAUGUGGAGUUACCAGUGAGGUUAGAUCAGUGCUGGAAGAAGCACUAAGGUCUUAAACUAAGUACUAUUACAACAUUAAACAACAACAACAACCAGACGCUCUUCAUUACAAAGAAUAAUCUGGCAUCCUGAGUCAUAAUUAGGUAUGGUCAGUACAAGCAGAGUUGCAUUUAAAGUUAUAAUACUUGUUGCACAAUAACAUUAUAAAACCUGUGAGGGUUUAUUUUUUGUAUAUUUCAUUCUUAAACUAUUAGUAACUGUAACUAACACAUCAAUGUGUAAGUAUACUUAAUGUUCAAUUGUAGUCACUCCAACUCUCUCUGUCCAUACUGAACUGAUUACUGGGAGAGUAAAUUCAAAGCACUGAAACUAAAAUAUGUUUUCUUUUUAUUUGACUAUAAUCUUCAGCUUUUUAUGCCUUAAUUUGUAUUUUUUGCAUUUUUUUUUUAUAGUAUCACUGACCAAUAUUUCAUGGUCAUCUGAGACAACUUUAACUUUCACCUGACUAGUAACUUUGCUCUUCAGAAAUAAAAGGUAAAAAAGUAGUGCUUCUUCUGGAAUUAAAACGAGCACAUGAAAUAGGAGAAAAACAAAAUACUUAUGUAGAGUAUGAGUUCAGAGAAUGUUCUUCUCAAUACUUUGAUCCUUCACACCGCUGAGAGUUAGCCUUUCAAUAGUGUAUAUUUCAAAGGUUCGCCUGUUGCAGUGAUAGCUAACAUAGCUAGGCCUAUCUGUCUGCUAACAGAACUAGAGAGAAAAUUGAGUGACUUCAGUUCAAUUAUUUCACUCUUCUGUGAACCAUCAAACCAUUACCUAAUAUGUGGUAGGCGUAUUUAGUUACGUAAUGAACUAAAAAAUAUAGCCACUAUAAUGACUUUGCUAACUGCUAAUCGACAUAAAAUGCAUACAGUAGGAUGCAUGCAUAUUAUUUCGAUGAUGAGUAUAGUUUAUCUCCAGUUACAAAGUCAAAGAAGGAUUCAGUAUCUGUUUAAAAAUGUCAAGAAAGUCUAAUUUCUUGUUUGUAGCCUGAAGCAGUUAUCUUGUAGAACGACUGCUUACUUCCAAUAUGGCUGCCGGCCAAAGCACAUGUGCCACUUGAAAAAUCACAACAAAGAAAGUAGGACAGAGGUUUUUAGCUGCGUCACAUGUACAGUGUAAGACACCUUAUAUUUAGCUGGUGUUUCAUUUCAAUCUUAACCACCAUCAGCCUCUGUUUUUAGCAGUCCAAUGUUCCAUUGUUGUUCUCUGUGUCAGUUGUACAGUUGUGUGUAUUAUUCACGUAUAAAAUGCCUGACAGUGACCUUUCAGUGGCAGGCAGAAGUGUAUUUAAAAUGCCCUUAAACUGUGAAAUGUAAAGUUUCUUCCAGACCACAUUGUCCUUAAUGGGAGUCUGCUAACUCGAACCAUGUGUUUGAAUUGUGCUCACUGCUCCCUCUCUCUCUCUCCCUCUCUCUCCCCACCACUGACCUCUGCAUUCAUCAACAUUCCAACAUUUGUUGUUCAUUUUGUUCUUUUGUACAGUUUUUUGUAUCAGUAAGUGAAAUAAAUACGAAAGUGGAUUUGA